CCUGUAUGAGACUAAUAUGAAAUUUUGGCAAAAAUAUACACCUCAUAUACACCUAAUAUGAAACGCCAAUCUCAUAUUGAUAGUAUUCACGGUCCAUAUAACUUGAAUGUGCCGUAUAUGAUCGAGUCUAUAUUGGCUGGUCUCCCGCAGUGUCACUAGCCACUAGCCAAGUAUCUACCAUCAAGGUCUGCGUCUAUCAGACUAGUCAUACACCCACAGAUCCAAGGAUGUCAUUCCCUCAGUACUACAGCAUCCUCGGUGUAAAUGACAAAGCUACUAGCGAUCAGAUUCGUCAAGCUUACAAGAAAGAAUCUUUGAAGACCCACCCAGACCGACUGCCCAAAGGUCACACUCCAGCGGAGAAGAAACGUGCGACCGAGAAGUUUCAAGCGGUAGCGGAUGCCUAUUACGUCUUGUCCGAUCCGGCACGUCGGAGGGAUUAUGACAACCUCGCACGACAGAGGGGCGGAUUCGGAGGUGGUGCUUCAUCAUCCAGAACAGGAGGGUUCGGUAGCGGUGCCGGAUCAUCAUCUGGAGCAGGGGCGGGAGGAUAUCAACAACAAUCUCAAGGACCUCCCGGUGGAUUCCCCGACUUCGACUUUGCAGAGUUUAUGAACAACAUGAACAACGCCCGGAAAUCCUCACGUAAGCCUCAACAGGCGCAAGAGGAAGAGGAUGAUGAGGAAGACGAGGAAGAUUACGAGGACGAAAAGAAGCAGGGAAAGUCAUCCGGCGGGUUCUUCAACACGUUUGCUGGAAUGUUCGGGAUGGGAGGGGGCAAAGACACUCAAGCGGAUGGGAGGCCGGAUCCGAACAAGAUGUUUGGGGAUGUUUUCGAGGACAUGCUCGCACCAGAGGUUGCACACGUAAGACCGUUCUACAGUUGGAUCGGAGGUGGGGCCGGUGCAGGCCUCGGCUUCAUCGUCGCCAAUGUACCAGGAGCUGUAGCGGGUGCCGCACUCGGAAACAGAUUGGGUGCUGUGAGGGAUGCCAAGGGAAAGAGCGUGGCCGAGGUGUUUGUCACAUUGGAUCCUGGGGCUAAAGCCGAGAUCCUCAAGGUCUUGGCUAUGAAGGUGCUGGGCAGCCUUUCGUCAUGAUGGUUUGUAACCGAUACCGACUUUCAUACCCUGUCAUUUCAAUACCUUUAGUAAACCCUGUACUCGUAUCAAUGGUCUUUUGUAUCACGAGUCAGAACGUCAAUGAACGCUUCAUCUGGAGGGAAUUGCCUCAGUAUGGGACUUGCCACUGUGCUAUAUCUUUA
Filobasidium floriforme is the source of this 1261-nucleotide messenger RNA. RefSeq lists its product as uncharacterized. The coding region runs from base 228 to 1097 and encodes 289 amino acids. Gene Ontology annotation, cellular component: nucleus; cytoplasm. Gene Ontology annotation, molecular function: protein-folding chaperone binding; protein folding chaperone. The record is from RefSeq and is a predicted model, not a curated record. NCBI's taxonomy places the organism in Eukaryota, Fungi, Basidiomycota, Tremellomycetes, Filobasidiales, Filobasidiaceae. The transcript has 7 exons.